Andrographis paniculata is the source of this 3230-nucleotide messenger RNA. RefSeq lists its product as uncharacterized. The record is from RefSeq and is a predicted model, not a curated record. The transcript has 9 exons. Gene Ontology annotation, molecular function: protein binding. Bases 47 to 2737 code for a protein of 896 amino acids. Lineage: Eukaryota; Viridiplantae; Streptophyta; Magnoliopsida; Lamiales; Acanthaceae.
UUAAACCCUUCCUUCUACAGUCUCUCUCUCUCUCUCUGCAAUUGGGAUGGCCGAAAACGACACCGUAUUGCUCCGCGCCCUGGAGCUCCGCCUCCUCCGCUGUUCUCUCCCGGCGGAACAUCCGCCGCCGAUCGGCGAAGCCUUGACCCUUGAUUCUCUAAGUCUCCCAAGCCUGGUAAGUGAUGUAGUUGCUCUUAUCGAAUCAGGUUGCUACGUCGAGGCUGUCGCCUCGUCCGCCGCUUCGCGAGCACUGUUUAGGGAUCUGCGAUUGGAUUCGGUUAGUUCAGCUGAGUUCUUCUAUCGCGAGAUACUCCCCGAGUGCGUACGCUCGUUUUUGGAUGUUAAUUCUGGUCAGGACUCGGGAGAAUUGAGGUAUAAAGCGCUGCUUGUAAUGGCGGUUGGGGUUGCUGCGUUGCUUGCAUUCACUCAGUGCAAUUUUACAGGGCCAUCGGACAACCUUCCUUUGAUGCCACUGGUGAAUCUAUUAACACAGAAAUAUGGAAUUGGAGGUGUUGAUUGGAUAGAGUGGGAAGCAUGGGCGCUUAAAGAGCUAACAUCUGUUGGUUCCGACUUGCUUGGAAAAUUCAAAAAUUUGCAGUACUUAGUUUUUGCAAAGACUCUGCUAGAAAGAACAAAAGAUGUGCUAUUUGAAGGAAAUUUGUCUUCAAUUUAUGGAGUAAGAAGCAUCUGGUGGUGGUUGGUCAGAGCUUUGUUCUUGCAUCAAAAGUUGUUGGAUGAGCGAUCUUCUCCACUUUUUGAUUUAUUACAAGUUUAUGCACAUGAAAGUUUAUUUCAUCUUGGAACCUUGGAGAAGAUAAAAGAUUACUGGUGCGUUGGUGAAGGUUGUUCAACUAUUCUAUCAAUUCUUCGUUUGGAAGUAGAGAUCCUGGAACUUUACUAUGGGCGCGUAGAUGCUUCCAAGUUACAUAUUCAAUCAGCUGCAGAAGUUUCCAGCUCAAACUUUUUUGUAAGUGGGGCUCUUGGUUUUCGAACUGUCCAUCAGGUGGAGCCAAAGGCACAACUGCAACUAGUUUCUGAAACAGCCACCGGACGUCCCAGCAUUCCUGUAAGCUCCAACUCAGGCAUUAAUGACACUUCUCCUCUACUUCAGCAACAUUCUGAAAUGAAUGAAGCUUCUGAUGUAUUGAUGACUCCUAGAUUCAUAGAAGAUGAGACACAGUCUAAAUGUGUUGGGCAAGAUGUUCAAUAUCAAGCAGCUGCAAACUCCCAAUUAAAGGGAUCUCAACAAGCUGUGAUUCUGGCACAUUGUCUGUUAAUUGAGAGAAUUGCUCGCAAUGAUGAAUUGCAAAAAUGGGAAAUGGCUCCAUAUAUAGAGGCUAUUGAUUCUCAAAAAAUUUCUCCAUUCAUUCUCCGAUGCUUCAGCAGCAUAUUACGUGUCCGGUGGGAGUCAAGUCGUGGAAGAACUAAGCAACGCGCAUUGCUAAUGAUGGAUCAUCUGGUUGAAAGUAUACGCAGCUCUUCUCCUGGAGUCCCCGAAAGACUGCACUACUUUUUUGCAGUUAACAUGCCUUCAAUUCCUGCUCUUAGAAAGGAGUAUGGUGAUCUCUUAGUAAGCUGCGGAUUAGUCGGCGAAGCCCUUAAAAUAUACGAGGAUCUUGAGCUAUGGGAUAACCUGAUUCAUUGCUACCAGCUAAUGGAUAAGAAAACUGCAGCCGUUGAUCUCAUCAAGAAACGCCUGCUUGAGAAGCCAUUCGACUCGAGAUUGUGGUGUUCACUUGGCGAUGUUACUGACGACGACACUGCCUAUGAGAAAGCCCUUGACGUCUCGGGAAGGAGGUCUGCACGAGCAUUCAGAUCUCUUGCUCGGUCCUUGUACAACCGGGGAGAUUAUGACAAGUCAAAAACCCUCUGGGAAUCCGCAAUGUCUUUAAAUUCCCUGUAUCCGGAUGGCUGGUUCGCACUCGGCGCAGCCGCCUUAAAAUCGAGAGACGUCGACAAGGCGCUGGAUGCUUUCACACGUGCUGUUCAACUCGAUCCGGAAAAUGGAGAGGCUUGGAAUAACAUAGCUUGUUUGCAUAUGAUUAAAAAUCGAAGCAAAGAGUCUUUCAUUGCGUUCAAAGAAGCUCUUAAGCUGAAGCGGGACAGCUGGCAGAUGUGGGAAAAUUACAGCCGUGUCGCUGCAGAUAUUGGGAACUUUACACAGGCAAUAGAAGCCAUACAAAAGGUGCUGGACAUGACCAAAAGGAAACGAGUCGACUCCGAGCUGUUGGAAAGAAUUAUGGUAGAGGUCGAGGGCCGAGCAAAUACUGAUGUUGAAUCAAAUAUAGCCAGCAACAGUGGUACACUUUACGACUCUACUAGAAAUCGGGAGACUGAUCACUUGAUGGAGCUUGUUGGUAAAAUCUUGAAACAGAUUGUUCAAAGCGGUGGGAGCCCCCCCGACACAUGGGGACUGUACGCCAGGUGGCACAAACUGAAAGGUGAUCUUGCAAUGUGCUCGGAGGCCCUACUGAAACAAGUCCGAGCGUAUCAGGGAUCCGAUUUAUGGAAAGACAGGGAGCGGUUUGUAAGAUUCGCACGAGCCUCGUUGGAGCUGUGUAAAGUGUACCAAGAAGUCGCCCGGCGUGGCAACACCCGUAAGGAACUAUUUGCUGCCGAGAUGCUCUUAAAAAAUAAUAUUAAACAGGCGACAGAUAUUUGGUCCGACACAAAGGAGUAUAGAGAUCUGGUAGCUUGCCUGGAAAACGUGGAAGGGGCUUUGCAUUCUACUACUUGAAUAUUGAUAUUGAUAUUGAUAUUUAUAUUUAUAUUUAUAUUUUAGGAUGGCGAUUAUCGUGAAGGCAAGGCCAGGCCAUUGCGGAUGCAUGAUUCUACCGGGUAUGUCGCUUGGCCCGAUCUUUAAUUUUUGUGGGCAGAAAUGGUAGUUUGUUUGUUUGGUUGUUAUAUAAAAAUUUGUUGUGUUUAUGCAAUUUAUAUAUUUAUGUAUUUAUGUGAGUUGCGCACGGGGUAAACCCUAGGUCGAAUUUAAUACCCUUGGCCCGACAGAUAAAUCACACUAGACGAACUAUGUAUGGCAGAUAACCUAGAGACAUCAAGGGUUUGAACUCAUGACUUAAUGAUCAUAAAUCCAAUCCCACGCCACUAAGUCAUUUUUUACGGACAUGUAUGUUUUGUUUGUUUGUAGGUGUGAAUGUGUGAUGUCAAGCCUUGCGUUGAUUUUGAGGUUAGGGUAGGCUGUGUUACUGUUUCUUCAUGGAUGGGUUUUUAUU